This is a messenger RNA of Biomphalaria glabrata, 1296 nucleotides long. Its product is annotated as ras-related protein Rap-1-like. The transcript has 6 exons. Gene Ontology annotation, molecular function: GTPase activity; GTP binding. Bases 204 to 1025 code for a protein of 273 amino acids. NCBI's taxonomy places the organism in Eukaryota, Metazoa, Mollusca, Gastropoda, Planorbidae. The record is from RefSeq and is a predicted model, not a curated record.
GGAGUUCUUGGCAUUCGGCCAGCUAGCAGCACAUCGUGCCAGGCUAAAAGUCAGACCAAGAUUUUAUUCCAUUUCCUAGAGGAUUUCAAAAAUAGAUAUAUACUAAAUCUAGAUCUGUGUUGUAUCAAUUGUGAAUAACACGGUAAGAUUAUAGACUGAACGUUUUCAUUCUAUUAGCCACCAAACUAUGUUGACCUAAUACAAUGACCCUGUGGUGCGGCAGUGCCAGGGAAAGACUGCAUUCUGAAGGGGAUAGCUCAGUCUACGAAGAGGAAUAUAAGAUUGUCGUUCUCGGGUCUAAAGAUGUAGGAAAAACUGCCAUUUGUCAAGUUUAUGUUGGAGGACGAGAAGAUGUCAAGCACAUAGACAGACUCGGCGUACAGAAAAAUACCAAAUUUCGUAAAGCAGAGUUUUGUACCUGGGACCAGGUGGAUGGAGUCUCGUGUUGUUUGAGGCUCAGUGAACUACAUUUACCUCUGCAGGUCAACCCUCAGAGAGCUCACGAUGACCCAAUCAUUAAAUCCUUGACCCAACGAGCUGAUGGUUUUCUCCUCAUCUACUCUGUGAUGGACAUGGACAGUUUCUGGGCUACCACUGGCUACUAUGAUCUAAUCAUUGAGUUGAGAGGUCAUGCGGAGACACCACUCGUUUAUAUAGCCAACAAAACAGAUUAUGACGGAGGACAGGUUGUGACCUCAACUAAAGGUCGAGAUGCCGCCUUUGAUCUCGGAGCUUCAUUUUACGAAACGUCUGUCAAGUGUGACCCGGAGAGGAUUAAGUUCGUGUUCCAUGACGUGAUACGACAAGUGAGGUCCGUUAGAAACCAGGCUAAACUUCAGGAACAAUCGUGCACUCGAAUGCGAGGAUUGAUCUGCCGUCUGAGUCUUAGGUCUAAAAGAAAAAGAUCUCAGUCAAGAACAAGACAGAAGUCAUCUUCUUCGGAACAGUCGAAAGAGCUUUCAGGAGAUCAUUCUCCAGAAAAUUCAACUGAGCUUUCAACAGAUCAACUAGUUUUCAAAAGUUGAUGUCUAUAGCAAAUAUGGGCCAAACAUUCCUUGAUGAAGGGAAUGACAUGUUUCUGAUCAUUGAGAACUGUCGGACAUCUUGAGCUAUUCUUAUAGAAACAAAAGUGAAUGCUGAAUGAGUUUCACAAAGAACAAGACAGAUUUCAAACAAGAGUUGCCUAGACUUUUGUCAUUGCUUUAUUUAGUAGACAUUACCUUGAACUCCAGGAGAAAGUCUUCCUGUAAGUUUGACUGAAUUAAAACAUAAAAUAAAAACUCUUUCAACACUUUU